Molecule: messenger RNA, 1481 nt
Organism: Microplitis mediator
Lineage: Eukaryota; Metazoa; Arthropoda; Insecta; Hymenoptera; Braconidae
Gene: TTLL1B
Product: polyglutamylase complex subunit TTLL1
Exons: 9
Coding region: 166-1479 (437 amino acids)
Biological process (GO): protein polyglutamylation; microtubule cytoskeleton organization
Cellular component (GO): cilium
Molecular function (GO): tubulin binding; tubulin-glutamic acid ligase activity
Source: RefSeq, a predicted model, not a curated record
AAAAAAAAUGUCUGCUAGUUUCAGUAUCAGAAAAUUACGAGUGUGGAUUUAGCAGAUGACGACAUAAAUUUUAAAUAAAUAAAUAAAACUUGGGUCCCGUUGUUUCCAUGGAUUCAAUCGAUCAAACUGUUGAUUAUCAAUAACAAUAAAUAAUAAUUUAUAACGAUGGCGAGCACUGCUGUGAGUUCAGAUAAUAAACGGACCGGAAGUAAUAAUUUGGCGACUAUUUAUGGCAGAGUACCGACAGUUGGGGCUGACAAAAUGAAAGUGACAUUUUGUACGGAUAUGGAUAAAUCUGUAAUUGUUUAUAAUUUUGAAAAGCGAGGAUGGACCCAAGUUGGGCCUGAAGAUGACUGGAAUUUUUAUUGGGCGGUCACUCAAUCAUGCAGAAGUAUUUUUAGCGUAGAAACCGGAUAUCGUAUGGGAGAUAAUCAGACAAUUAAUCAUUUUCCAAACCAUUAUGAAUUAACGCGGAAAGAUUUGCUGGUAAAAAAUAUAAAAAGGUAUAGGAAAGAUUUAGAAAGAGAAGGAAGUCCUUUAGCAGAAAGAGGAGACGGUCCAGGAAAAUAUCUUCACCUUGAUUUCAUACCAGUAACUUUUGUUUUGCCUGCUGAUUACAAUAUGUUCGUUGAAGAGUAUCGCAAGUCUCCGCAGAGCACCUGGAUCAUGAAACCCUGCGGAAAGUCUCAGGGUGCGGGUAUUUUUUUGAUAAACAAACUCAGCAAAUUGAAAAAGUGGUCACGCGAAGCCAAAAAUCCAUUCAAUCCCAAUUUAUCCAAAGAGUCUUACGUGAUUUCAAGGUACAUCGACAAUCCUCUUCUGAUAGGCGGUAAAAAAUUUGACCUGAGAUUGUACGUACUGAUAACUUCCUUCCGUCCGCUCAAGGCCUAUCUCUUCAAGUUGGGGUUCUGCAGAUUUUGCACUGUCAAGUACGACACAAGUAUCCAGGAGCUUGACAAUAUGUACGUACACCUGACAAAUGUUUCCGUACAAAAACACGGUGAUGAGUAUAAUAGUCUCCACGGAGGCAAGCUGAGUGUUCAAAAUCUUCGUCUUUAUUUAGAAAGUACAAGAGGCAAAGCUGUUACUGAAAAAUUGUUUGCUAAUAUUUCAUGGUGUAUUGUUCAUUCAUUGAAAGCCGUUGCGCCAGUUAUGGCUAAUGAUAGACAUUGUUUCGAGUGUUAUGGAUAUGAUAUCAUCAUUGAUAAUAAACUUAAACCCUGGUUAAUUGAGGUAAAUGCAUCUCCUUCUCUGACAUCAACGACUGUCAACGACAGAAUAUUAAAGUACAAGCUUAUCGACAACAUAAUCUCAAUUGUAGUACCGCCAGACGGAGUGCCAGAUGUCAGAUGGAACAAGUGUCCCUCGCCAGAGGCGAUGGGGAAUUUUGAAUUACUACUGGAUGAAGAGCUUUAUGCACUUGAAGAAAAGGAAGGUCCUUCAGGAAAGUAUAGAUAUUCAUCAAGUAAAUGGAAAUAAUU